AUGGAUGUUGUGUGUAGUAGUUGGUUGAAACAGUUGAAGUGGUGUUGUUACUUCCAAGGAUUGAAAUUUUAUGAUCACAUGUCCACUGAUAAAGUAAAAACAAAAGCUAAACCAGCAAAGACAUUUACCCCUAGGAUCUCAACUUUGAUGAAACCAACAGCAAGUCAGUUGGCCAAGCAAAAUAAGGCUGCUCAAGUUGGUAAUUCUAGAUAUCAGAUGCUACCGGUUCAAAAUGGUGAAAGGAGCUUGUGUAAUUCUUCUCUGGUUGAAAGUCAAGCUCCCAAGAGGCAGAAACUAGAGGGAGGUCACUUGCGUAAGGUUGCUGAUGACAAGCUGCAAACUAACUUUGUUCACAAGACACCUAAAAAGGAUGGAACUUUUGAUAAAAACUCUGUGCUGGCGAAGCUGAAACUCACUGUUCCAAGAGAGCCUGACCUUGAAACAGCACAUAGGGCCCAAAGGACAAGGCCGAAGAAUAUUAUAGAACAAGAAAAUGAUAUGGCUGCAGCACAUAGGUUUAAAGCGAGACCAUUGAACAGAAAAAUUCUCAAGGCUCCUACCUUGUCGAUUCCAAAGAAGAGUGCUCCAAAGUUGCCAGAAUUUCAAGAAUUUCACUUGAAGACAUUGGAGAGGGCUAUGCAGCAGACGUCAUCUGUUCCGUCUUCCAUACAUCAUUAUACUGCUUCUGACAAGGAAUCCGACAAACCUAGUACUUUUUUUGUUGCAGGGAAUGGAAAUAGAGAUUUUGGGAGAACUGCUCCUACUUUUACCGGAACAAGUAGCAUGAGUGCUCCAAGGAAGGAUGUGCAUCAUAUAGUGCACAGUUUUAAAGCUCGCCCUCUUAAUAGGAAGAUAUUUUCAAGUAAAGGAGAUAUUGGUGUUUUUCGGAAUAGCAAACGGGAAACCACAGUACCAAUGGAAUUUAAUUUCCAAAGUGGGAAGAGGGUUCAGCCUAAUGUACCAAUAGAUCUUUUCAGCAAGCUCUCCCUGACGUCAGAACUCCAGCCAAAUAAUGGAUCUCAGUUGAAAUUGCCUCGACCUACCUUCAUGGCUAUGAAGGGCUCUAAAGAAAAUAGAUUGAUUUCUUUCCAGCCAGAGUAUGAGACAGCACAUUUGGUGAAAGAAAAAUCAUCUAUGUUUGGUGGAAAGCAGAAUCAAUGCUGCAAUGAUGAAGUCAGCACCCGCUUGAAUGCAAGGAGGAGUUUGGGUAUCCGGUGAGAGUAAGAUGGUCAAGUUCCUAAACAGGUUUCCUGCAUUGGCAUCUCAAAUACUUGAUAAUUGCAAAAAAUUUCAACAGCUUGUUUUUUGCUGUAUGAAAUCAUGGAGGGCACAGUUCUAUAAUUCAACAUUUUAUAUCUCAAGCCACUGAUCUAACAGAUUUAUGCUAAACCAACUUCCUUAGUCCAUACACUCUGUAGGUGGCUGUGCAUAAUCUCAAUAAUUUGAAGGUCAAUGUUGUACAGUUGUCAAGGCCUCCUCACUCAUACCAUCUACCAAAUUUUUUUUUUUUUUUUUUUUUUUUUUAGCAUUAACACUUUGUAACAGACAUUAAUUGAGAAAUACAAGUUUCUUCUAGUUUUCAAUUUUCACAGGCUGAGUUGGUGCAGCCCUUUUUGUAGUUCUGAUUAGCUUAGCAUGAUUGCUUCUGUAAUUGUGUUGGAUAUGGCAGGAAGUAGAUGGAAACAAGAAUGGGGGAAGAUUGAAUCCGCUGCACUAAUCAUUCUAACAUUAUGGCUAUGGACUUGAGGAGGACAAUCAUGAAUAACAUCAAAAUUACAUACAAAUAGUAAAAAAGAGUGUUAAAUUAUAGUCUAUGAAAUGACAAAUUCUUUAUUACUCAAUCAUUAACGUUGGUAUUUAUGCCAUGUGUACAAUGCAUUUCCAGAUUUGUUUCAGAAGUACAAUUCCAGGAAGCAUGAAAUAUUCUUAUAGGAGAGUAGUAUAAUUUAUAUCCAAGCAGGGUUUCUUCUCCUUGACAAGCCUUCUCUUUGUUAUGGCAAUGGCAAGAUCAUUAGGGAAUAAUGUGUGCCAAACAAAGGCGUGAAGAAGAGUGGACACGAAUAACACAGACACCAUUGUUGAUGACAUGAAGGAAAGACUAAGUGCGAGCCCCUUGCUUAGAACACAAGGAACCUGCUCUGCAUACUUGAUUGUUGCCACUGAUGCUGUUGUCAUAGGGAAUGUAUAAGACCACCAUGCCACUGAGAACCUGUGAAAUGGUUAAACAUAUAAUUAACGUAUGAAUCAAUUCAAGUGAAAAUUU
Molecule: messenger RNA, 2263 nt
Organism: Pistacia vera
Lineage: Eukaryota; Viridiplantae; Streptophyta; Magnoliopsida; Sapindales; Anacardiaceae
Product: protein TPX2
Exons: 17
Coding region: 1-1218 (405 amino acids)
Biological process (GO): regulation of mitotic spindle organization; activation of protein kinase activity; mitotic spindle assembly
Cellular component (GO): nuclear microtubule; mitotic spindle
Molecular function (GO): protein kinase activator activity; microtubule binding
Source: RefSeq, a predicted model, not a curated record